GUCUUAAUGCUAACUUGACUAAACAAAACACUUCCUCGUGUACUCCACUUUCAUCAAGAUCCUAAAAUGAAGUCUAUGUCAUCAUCUCAUCCAUCAACUCAUUUACUAUUUUUACGUGUAAUACUAACAAAAUAGACUAACAAACUUUGAAUCAGUCCACUUAAACAACUGCCUCCGAAAACAAAAUUUAGUGUGCUAGAAACUCAUAAACUUCAAAUUUUAACUUGAUUUUUUUUUCGAGACAGAAAAAUAAGUAGUUUCUUUGCAGAUUCUCUUUUUUAUAAACUUCAAAUUUUGAAUCUUAGUGACGAAUAUGGCUUUGUGUGUGACGGAUACAGAGAGGGCUUUAGCGUGUAGAGAUGGCAAAGCGGCGAUGAAUCUCAAACGCAUUUCUAUAUUCGUUAUCUUCUUCACUAGUGUUGUCGGUAUAUCGUUGCCGGUUCUUUUAGCCCGGUUAUUUCAGGGAAAACCGGUUCAUGAUAAAGCAAUUCUACUAAUCAAGUGUUUCGCAGCCGGUGUAAUUCUCUCUACAUCGCUUGUCCACGUACUUCCUGAUGCUUUCGAUGCACUCUCUGAUUGUCAGGUUACUUCGCGUCAUCCUUGGAAGGAUUUUCCUUUUUCAGGUCUGGUGACAUUGAUCGGGGUACUAACAGCGUUGUUAGUAGAUUUGACUGCUACGUCGCAUGUGGAAAAUCACCAACAGGGUCAUAAUCGCGAUGGAGGAUAUGCAGCAGUGGGUACGAGUGAAGAAUUGGGAAGUGUGUGUAAGAAAAUUGUUGAUGUUGAGAUUCAGCACGCGGAGCAGGAGAAAGAGGCAGAGGAAUUGAUGAAAAUGAAGCAGAGAUUGGUAUCACAAGUGUUGGAAAUUGGUAUAAUUUUUCAUUCAGUUAUAAUUGGUGUGACUUUAGGGAUGUCACAGAAUCAGUGUACUAUUAGACCACUUGUGGCUGCACUUUCUUUUCACCAGAUAUUUGAAGGAAUGGGUCUUGGAGGUUGCAUUGCACAGGCGGGAUUUAGCUUGGGAACAACAGCCUACAUGAGUUUCAUGUUCUCAGUGACAACACCAAUGGGUAUAUUAUUGGGAAUGAUUGUUUUUUCAAUAACAGGAUAUGAUGACACAAGCCCAAAUGCAUUAAUCCUUGAAGGUUUAUUGGGAUCUUUAUCUUCCGGUAUACUCAUAUACAUGGCCUUAGUGGAUCUUAUUGCUCUUGAUUUCUUUCACAACAAAUUGAUGAGUGGCCAACCAUUCUUGAAAAAAGUAUCUUUUAUUGCUCUUCUUCUUGGCUCUACUACUAUGUCAAUCCUUGCUCUUUGGGCUUGAAAAUAGUACAUUAAUAAACUUAUGUAUCCUUUGAUACUUGAAUAGAAAGUUUUUGUCAUUA
Messenger RNA from Capsicum annuum, 1382 nucleotides. Its product is annotated as zinc transporter 6, chloroplastic. The transcript has 2 exons. Lineage: Eukaryota; Viridiplantae; Streptophyta; Magnoliopsida; Solanales; Solanaceae. The coding region runs from base 314 to 1321 and encodes 335 amino acids. Gene Ontology annotation, molecular function: zinc ion transmembrane transporter activity. Gene Ontology annotation, biological process: zinc ion transmembrane transport. Gene Ontology annotation, cellular component: plasma membrane. The record is from RefSeq and is a predicted model, not a curated record.